GCGCGCCCCGUGUGACGCCAUGGCCGCGCGGGCGGAAGUGGCGCGUUAGCCCCGCGCUGCCCGUCCCAGGCCCGGGAGCGAGUUUUUUUUUUACUCAAAUGGGUGAUGAAAAGGAUUCUUGGAAAGUGAAGACUUUAGAUGAGAUUCUUCAGGAAAAAAAAAGAAGGAAGGAGCAAGAAGAGAAGGCAGAAAUAAAACGUAUGAAAAAUUCAGAUGAUAGAGAUUCAAAGCGGGAUUCUCUUGAGGAGGGGGAGUUGAGAGAUCAUCGCAUGGAAAUAACCAUCAGAAAUUCACCUUACAGACGGGAAGACUCCAUGGAAGACAGAGGCGAAGAAGAUGAUUCCUUGGCUAUAAAACCACCACAGCAAAUGUCACGGAAGGAAAAAAACCAUCAUAGAAAAGAUGAGAAGAGGAAGGAGAAACGUAGACAUCGCAGUCAUUCGGCAGAAGGGAAACAUGCCAGAGUGAAAGAGAAAGAACGGGAACAUGAGCGUAGGAAGAGACAUAGAGAAGAGCAGGAUAAAGCCCGUCGUGAAUGGGAAAGACAGAAACGGAGAGAAAUGGCAAGGGAGCAUUCCAGGAGGGAGAGAGAUCGUCUGGAGCAACUUGAGCGAGAACGGGAGAGAAAAAUCAGAGAGCAACAAAAAGAACAAAGGGAGCAAAAGGAAAGAGAAAGGCGAGCUGAAGAAAGACGUAAGGAACGAGAAGCCAGAAGAGAAGUUUCUGCACACCAUAGAACAGUGAGGGAAGAAUAUGGAGACAAAGUAAAAAUGAGACCCUGGAGUCGCAGCCCAUUACGACAGCAAAGAGACAAGGUUGAGCAAGCAGAUAGCAGGAAACCAGCAGUAAAAGAAGAGAAACCAGAAGAGAGAGAUCCUCUGUCGGACUUGCAAGACAUCAGUGACAGUGAGAGAAAAACCAGCUCAGCAGAGUCUUCAUCAGAAUCUGGAUCAGGCUCGGAAGAGGAGGAGGAAGAGUCUAGCAGUGAAGGUUCUGAGGAAGAGGGAGAGGAAGAGGAGGAGGAGGAGGAGACGGGAAGCAAUUCUGAGGAAGUGUCUGAGCAGUCGGCUGAAGAGGUGAGCGAGGAAGAGAUGAGUGAAGAGGAGGAACGGGAGAAUGGAAACCACAUCCCAGUUGUUACAGAGUCGAGGUUUGACCGAGAUUCAGCAGGAAGCGAAGUAGAAGAGGAGGAGGUAGGGGAAGGCACCCCUCAUUCCAAUGCCAUGACGGAAGGAGACUACGUUCCUGACUCGCCAGCUUCCUCCCCCAUUGAAUUGAAGCAAGAGCUUCCGAAGUAUCUUCCUGCGCUUCAGGGAUGUCGUAGCGUGGAGGAGUUUCAGUGUUUGAACAGGAUUGAAGAGGGAACGUACGGGGUCGUGUACAGAGCAAAGGACAAGAAGACUGAUGAAAUUGUGGCUCUGAAGCGACUGAAAAUGGAAAAGGAAAAAGAAGGCUUUCCCAUUACUUCUCUGAGAGAAAUAAAUACUAUUCUGAAAGCACAACACCUAAAUAUUGUCACUGUCAGAGAAAUCGUUGUAGGCAGCAAUAUGGACAAAAUCUAUAUUGUGAUGAACUACGUCGAACACGAUCUCAAGAGUCUGAUGGAAACAAUGAAGCAACCAUUUCUACCAGGUGAAGUGAAAACCUUGAUGAUCCAGUUACUGCGAGGAGUCAAGCAUCUUCACGACAACUGGAUACUUCACCGCGACUUGAAAACUUCCAACCUGUUGCUCAGUCAUUCAGGCAUUUUAAAAGUUGGAGAUUUUGGACUCGCCCGAGAAUAUGGCUCUCCACUGAAGCCGUACACGCCGGUGGUUGUGACGCUUUGGUACCGGGCUCCGGAGCUGUUGCUCGGAGCUAAGGAAUACUCGACGGCCAUAGACAUGUGGUCGGUGGGGUGCAUAUUUGGAGAGCUGUUAACGCAGAAACCGCUCUUUCCGGGGAAGUCAGAAAUCGACCAGAUUAACAAAGUUUUUAAGGAUCUGGGUACUCCAAGUGAAAAAAUCUGGCCCGGUUACAAUGAGCUGCCAGCAGUGAAGAAGAUGACAUUCACAGAGUAUCCCUAUAACAAUCUACGCAAGCGAUUUGGAGCCCUCCUCUCUGACCAGGGCUUUGAUCUGAUGAACAACUUUUUGACGUACUACCCAGCCAGAAGAAUCACUGCCGAAGAUGGUUUGAAGCACGAGUAUUUCCGAGAGACUCCCCUUCCUAUUGACCCCUCCAUGUUUCCCACCUGGCCAGCAAAAAGCGAACAGCAAAGGGUGAAGCGCGGCACCAGCCCCCGCCCGCCCGAGGGAGGCCUGGGGUACAGUCAGCUGGGUGAUGACGAUCUGAAGGACACGGGUUUUCAUCUGACCACCACAAAUCAAGGAGCAUCUGCUGCAGGACCUGGUUUCAGCCUCAAGUUUUAAACGCAGCGUGAAAGGAGGGCACAAAAAGAAGAGAGAACCAUUCAUGUGAGUGGGUUUCUGAGUGCCCCAGUUCUGUUCUUUACAUCAGACUUGGUGUUUUUCACAGGGGAAAAGUCAAAUGUCAUCCCAGAUUCAAAGCUCUUGCUGAGUGUGGAGUAAAACUGCUGCAUUCCAUUAGCGGACUGGAAUUAACCUGAAAAGCCAAGGAUCGUUACAAAAUUUCACUUGAAGUACAAUCCUGGAACAGUUUCUGGUUUACUUUUAGGAUUUUUUUUUUGUUGGGUUUGUUUUGAUUUGUUUUUUUCCUUUUUUCCUUGUAAAUUUGUAGAAUUAAAAAAUACAUUUUUAAUUGUUUAACAGUGUGAAGGAUUUCAUUUCUUCACAUGCAGCAAACUUGGAUGUUGAUGGCAUUAAGUCUUUGAAAGUGGAAAACCUUUUCCCCCCAGAUCUGUGCUGACACCGUUACAGUGAGUUGUCAGCCGGGGCCAACAACUUCCUUUUUCUUGUAAGUAAAUUGUGCGUAUCUGAACAUUGUUGGGGCACCAAAUGAUGGCAGCUCUGAGUCCCUUUGCUAUUGCUCGCCUUGUCAGGGCUGGGUUGGCUCAAUACUCACCAACAAUGGUUUCGGGUGCACUCUGAGCUGAACACUGUUUGAUGUGCUGGGUACAUGUAUUUAUGAUGGCAUUUGUGCAAAAGAAGUGCUCUAUUGUUUUAUAAAUCAAACAGAUUUAAUAUGGAGACUGGAAACUUUAUUUUCUAUAGAAAGUUCUUUUAAAUAUGCCCUUUUUCUCUUCUUACUGAUUGUAUAACGCUGUAUUCCAAUCCUUUUCUGAUAAGACGAAAGACCGGAGGAGUCAUGUUGGAAUAGCGCAGCCUCUGAGGCGCUGGUUUAUGGAAUGCGAUCGUUCUUUUCUGGGAACAGGAGGAUUUGGAAAAUUGUGGGGUAUUCAU
Molecule: messenger RNA, 3362 nt
Organism: Cuculus canorus (common cuckoo)
Lineage: Eukaryota; Metazoa; Chordata; Aves; Cuculiformes; Cuculidae
Product: cyclin-dependent kinase 11B
Exons: 20
Coding region: 99-2411 (770 amino acids)
Biological process (GO): protein phosphorylation; regulation of mitotic cell cycle
Cellular component (GO): nucleus
Molecular function (GO): ATP binding; cyclin-dependent protein serine/threonine kinase activity
Source: RefSeq, a predicted model, not a curated record